AUGGUGGAAGAACAAAAAAGAUGUGUUAUGUCUUGUAAUGAUAGAAUUAGAGACAAAAUAGGAGCUAAUGCGAAUGAAUCUGAAAUAGCUAGGUACACGAAAGAAUUUGAAAGUUGUGCAGAGAAAUGUGUUGACUCUCAUUUAGAUUUAGUACCUGCAACGUUAAAAAAAAUUAAAGAAAUAUUGAAUAAAAAAGAAUUUCAAGUUCCUAAUUAUUGA
Pediculus humanus corporis (human body louse) is the source of this 219-nucleotide messenger RNA. RefSeq lists its product as uncharacterized. The transcript is spliced from 2 exons. The record is from RefSeq and is a predicted model, not a curated record. Lineage: Eukaryota; Metazoa; Arthropoda; Insecta; Psocodea; Pediculidae. Bases 1 to 219 code for a protein of 72 amino acids.